Molecule: messenger RNA, 3378 nt
Organism: Alnus glutinosa
Lineage: Eukaryota; Viridiplantae; Streptophyta; Magnoliopsida; Fagales; Betulaceae
Exons: 8
Coding region: 1-3279 (1092 amino acids)
Molecular function (GO): helicase activity
Source: RefSeq, a predicted model, not a curated record
AUGAGUCAUGGCAUUUCCAUUCAUAACUGUGACAUCAUUUACUGGCAGGUUAAAAAGAUUCCAAAAACAUUCUCGUCAGUGACAGAUUACAAGAAGUCAUUCUUUCCUUCAUUAAUCGAGGAAACACAUGCUGAUUUGUUUUCCAACAUAACAGCGUUGUCUCAAGCACCCACUUGUGGAAUAGAAUAUGUUGAGACAUCUAAAACAUUUAAACCUCCUAAAGGCUUGUUUUAUGAACUAACAUUAGAGAGCAUAAAAGAUUCUAAGUUGAAGAAAGCGAAAGAUACUGAGAAAGAUGAAGGAAAAUAUGAACCCGAGUCUGGUGAUCUUAUUGCCUUAACAUAUGUUAAACCAAAAUGCAUUGACGAUUUGAAUAAGCCCAAAAGAUUCUAUCUAAUAGCUUAUGUUCUUCGGCCAAGAGACUUAAGGAUAGAUGAGUUCAGUACGGUAUCGAUACUGGCAUCAAAGCCCAUUUUAACUGAUGAGGAAUACAUGCACAAAUACAAGAAAGGAACACUUUUUGCAGUUUAUCUUAUGAAUAUGACUACAAAUGUCCGUAUAUGGAAAGCACUGCACCCAAGUUCGGAAGGGGGGAACACAAACAUUAUUAGAACAGUACUGCAAGCCAAUUCAUCUGAUGAUGGAAAUUGUUUGACUUGCUUUUCUAAAGGAAAAAACAGUCCUGCCCCUUCUGAUCUCCAGGACAUGAUCGGCUCUUAUAAUCUAAAUGGCUCUCAAGAAGCUGCAGUUUUAAGCUGCAUUGGUAUGAGAGAAUGCAAUCAUCAGAAUCCUGUCAAACUGAUAUGGGGCCCUCCAGGGACCGGGAAAACAAAGACUGUUGGUGUCUUAUUACAUGCCCUCCUUCAAAUGAAGGGAAGAACAUUAACAUGUGCACCAACUAACAUUGCGGUUUUGGAAGUUACAACACGGCUGUUGAGGUUGGUCAGGGAAUCACUAGAGUAUGACCCAUACGGGCUUGGAGAUAUAGUUUUAUUCGGGAAUGGUAAGCGAAUGAAGAUUUAUGAUCGUUUUCAUCCAAAUAAAAGAAUGAAGUUUGGUGAACGUAAAGAUCUUCUUGAUGUAUUUCUCGACUAUCGUGUUGAUGUGCUUGUGGAGUGCUUUGCUCCUCUAUCUGGCUGGAGAAAUGGCUUAGAAUCAAUGGUUUCUUUGCUUGAUGACCCGAAAUCGCAGUACAAAAUAUACUUGGAAAAAAAAGAGGAUGAAAAAAGAGAAGAGGAAAAAAGAAAGGAGGACAAAAGAAAGGAAGAAAAAAGGAAGCAGGACAAAAGAAAGGAAUAUGAAAGGAAGGAGGAAAACAAUAAGGGGGAUGAUGAUGAGCUCAAAAAGGACGAUGAUGAUGAUCCUUUGACGUUUGAGGAGUUUUUAAAGAAGACAUUCGGUUCAAUUCAUGAGCAACUGAAGUUUUGUCUGGUUAAUUUGUAUACGCACUUACCCACUUUUCUACUACCUUUAGAGGUAAUGAAAAAGAUGAGAAGAGCUCUGACUUUGCUUAAAUCUCUUGAAACUUUGUUGCGUGGUGUUAGUGUAGCAAAUGAAGGGUUAUUACAAGUUUUCAAUAAUUUUGAAAACUUAGGAAGCAGUAUGGGUUGCCUUGCAAAGAUGAGUAUGAGACAAGAGUGCCUUCAGAUACUGGGAGAUCUGACCUUAUCUUUGAAAUCUUCUGUUCCAGAUUUAACUUCUGACAAAUCAAUAAAAAACUUUUGCUUGGCAAAUGCAUGCCUAUUGUUUUCUACUGCAUCAAGCUCUGCUAAAUUAUACAGUACUGAAGGAAGCAUGGAAUUUUUGGUUAUCGAUGAAGCUGCUCAGCUUAAAGAAUGUGAAUCAGCAAUUCCUUUACAGCUAUCUGGCGUCCGCAAUGCUAUUCUCAUAGGGGAUGAGAGGCAGCUCCCUGCAAUGGUUAAAAGCGAGAUAUCCAAGACGGCUGAAUUUGGAAGAAGUUUAUUCGAAAGACUGGUCAUGUUGGGGCGGCAGAAGCACCUUCUUGAUGUCCAGUACAGGAUGCAUCCAUCCAUCAGCUUAUUUCCAAACACAGAGUUCUAUGACAAACAGAUUUCAGAUGCUCCAAAUGUUAAAGGAAGAGACUACGAGAAGCGUUUCCUUCAGGGCAAGAUGUACAGCUCCUACUCUUUUAUAAGUGUAGUUCAUGGAAAGGAGGAAUUUGGUCUCGGGUACAGUCGAAAGAAUAUGGUUGAGGCUGCUGUGGUCUCUGAGAUAGUUGAAAAUCUUUUUAAACAAUUCCUGGACACAAAGAGGAAGGUUAGUAUAGGAGUCAUAUCACCGUAUAAGGCUCAAGUUUCUGCCAUUGAAGAGAGGGUCAGAAAAUACAGCAAGUCUGUUAGUGGCUUCAUUGUGAAUGUUCGCUCUGUUGAUGGGUUCCAAGGAGGUGAGGAUGAUGUAAUAAUUAUCUCUACAGUAAGAUGUAAUGGGAAUGGAUCAAUAGGUUUCCUUUCCAACCGACAAAGAGCAAAUGUGGCACUAACUCGAGCAAGGUAUUGCCUUUGGAUUUUGGGGAAUGCGGUUACUUUACUCAAGAGUGACUCUGUUUGGAAGAAACUAGUCCUUGAUGCUAAGGAACGUGGGUGUUUCUAUGAUGCCAAUGAGGACAAGAGCUUGGCUCGGGCAAUUACUGCCGCAUCGGUGCAGUUUGAAAGGCUUGACGUUUUACUCAGUAAUGACUCUCCACUCUUCAGAGAGGCUAGAUGGAAGGUUUACUUCAGCAACAACUUCCAGAAAUCUAUUGCUAGAAUUCACAAUGCAGAGAUUCGUAAUGAAGUGCUUUUGCUGUUGGAAAAGCUUUCAAGUGGUUGGCGCCAGCCUCAUGAGAAGAGAAACCUCAUUGUCCAUGAUGGUACUUCUUCUCAACUUUUAGAGAUGUGCAAGGUCGAUGGGGGGCUGAAUCUGGUUUGGACAGUAGAUAUUCUCAAGGAGUAUUCAUGUCACAUUCAGGUCAUGAAGCUUUGGGAUGUUGCGCCAUUAUCCGAUAUAAAAAAACUAGCAAAGGAUCUUGACGUGGUAUUUGGGAACUACACAGUAGAUAAGAUGCAUCGCUGUGAGCACAGAUGCGUAGAGGGGAGUUUAGUUGUCCCAAUGAGAUGGCCAUUGUACUCCACCUCCACUAGGUGUCCUGAAGGUGAUAAUGUGUGGUUCUCCUUGGAACCGCUAUCCUCACUAAGUUUAAGGGAUAAGCUAGAAACAUCAGCUACAACUUCUAGUCAAAUAGGAGUUGGAUGUAAUUACUUAUGCAGUGAUAAAAUAUAAAAUUGAAGGAAUUUAAGUGGUUCAACCUUCCAAGGCAGAUGUCCAAGUGGACAAAAACCCCCCACAGGGCCUACAUACCUCUUUCAAUUUGUGUUACAA